Molecule: messenger RNA, 1640 nt
Organism: Xenia sp. Carnegie-2017
Lineage: Eukaryota; Metazoa; Cnidaria; Anthozoa; Malacalcyonacea; Xeniidae
Product: zinc finger protein 622-like
Exons: 2
Coding region: 153-1235 (360 amino acids)
Biological process (GO): ribosomal large subunit biogenesis
Cellular component (GO): preribosome, large subunit precursor
Molecular function (GO): nucleic acid binding; zinc ion binding
Source: RefSeq, a predicted model, not a curated record
AAACCAGCACGUUCAUUCAUCAGGUUAGUAGUUCCGUGUUGUCGAAUCGAAUCAGGGAUUCCUGCCAUUGAAUGAGCACUACGAUCAGUAGAGAAAAAUGUGUUUGAAUUUAUCGAAUAAAUGACUUAUGUAUAAAGCAUAGUAUAAAAAGUAUGCUUUCUCAUACGUGCAUUUCGUGUCGUGUGACGUUUGCUGAUGGUGAUACUCAGAGGGCACAUUAUAAAAGCGACUGGCACCGUUAUAAUCUAAAACGAAAAGUAGCUGAGAUGCCUCCAGUAACGGCUGAAACGUUUCGUGAAAAAGUACUGGCACAAAAAGCGGAGAUGAAAGCGUCAGCAGCUCAAAAGCCAUCCCAACACUGCGAGGUUUGUAGUAAAGAUUUUUCCUCAGAGAACGCUUUCGCCAAUCAUUUACAUUCAAAGAAACACGAAGAACAAUUGGCGAAGAAAAGUAUUCACGCACCUAUAAAGUCUGUAGAACAUGUGGAGAAUGAAAGAAAUGUCAAAAAAUCUGUGUGCUCAGUGUCAUCUGACGAAGAUUGUGAUGACGAAAGCCUUGAAACAACUCAGUGUUUGUUCUGUCCGCAUUUCAGCAAAACAUUUGAAGACAAUAUGAGACACAUGACAAAAUCACACAGCUUUUUUAUCCCUGAUAUUGAAUAUGUGACUGACAUGGAAGCUUUGAUAGGUUACCUGGGAGAGAAGGUUGGACUUGGCAAACUUUGCUUGUACUGUAAUGGGAAAGGGAAGACAUUUUACUCCAUUGAAGCAGUUCAGACCCACAUGAGAGAUAAGGGACACUGCAAGUUACAUUAUGAAGGUGAUGCUGUUUUGGAAUUUUCAGACUUCUAUGAUUUUACCAGCAGUUACCCAGAUGGCAAUAUUCUUCUUGAUGGUGACUCAUCUGAAGUUUUUGCUGAAGAAAUUGCAUUGUUUAUAUCAGAGAAAACUGGUGAAUUGUGCUUAUCUUCUGGGGCAAAAAUAGGGCAUAGGUCAUUAAAGAAUUACUACAAGCAAAAUCUCAAACCAGAACAGGUUAAACAAAAUCAAAUUGUAGUACGAGGGCUCAUGUCAGAUUAUGACAGACUUGGUUGGCAAGGAAACAUAUCAAAAGCAAAUCGACUGAAAAUUCAAAAUUUGAAAAUGAAGAGCAGUUACCAGAAAAAACAGACACUUAAACUUAAUGUCAAAUCAAAUAAGAUGCAAACACACUUUAGAGAGCAAGUUAGGUAUUAAUUUGGAACUCUAAUUGCAUUAAACUUUCAAAGUAAAGGUAUAGUGAAAGUUUAUGUUAUAUCACUAAAUUUUGAUUCACAUGUAAAGACAUGGUACAAAAUUUUUAUCAUUAGAACGAUUGAUUGAGCACAAAUUGUAAAGGCAAUUUUUGAAUUGAAAAAACUUUCUAUGUAAUAAUUAUUUACAUUGGUUGAUGCCAUAUUUAAUGAAGAAUAACUGAAAUGAAACUAAAGAUAUUCAAAUUAUUUAAAGAUACUACACCUGACAGGUGUCACCUGUUAGCCUGAUAUACAAUUGUACACCUUACUGAUAUUAGCCAGUCACCCAACAGGUAUUGUUAAAUGUUUUUUGCAUUCAUUCCUGUUUGCUACGUUGAUAAACAAUAAAUCAAAUUAUAACUUGAAA